Messenger RNA from Porites evermanni, 5964 nucleotides. NCBI's taxonomy places the organism in Eukaryota, Metazoa, Cnidaria, Anthozoa, Scleractinia, Poritidae. The record is from the annotation of a GenBank genome assembly.
AUGUGGUCAAAAGAGCUGAAGCUUAUAUGUGCCUCUUUUAUAGUUUCUUUCUUACAUAGCAUGUCCGCAUUUUGCGGAGCAAGGGCAAGCUCUAUUGUUGUGCCACUUGUGGCAAAAGAAAUUGCCACUGCGCGAGACAACCUGGCGCUGGGUGACUACCCGGAUCCUGAAGGGAUCAAAGUUGGGAAUGUGCAUUUCAGGUAACAUGGAUUUGAUUAUUGCGAAUUUAUUCAUGAAGGGUUACUAUCUACAACUAUUUCAUCAUGAUAUUUCUGAUGCAGAGUAGCUUUCAAUUCAUAUUUAUAAUUUACACUGCUUUUUAAGGCCAUUUCCACUCAAAUUACUUAACAGGAUGAAAAGAAAGUCACUUUCACAGCUUGCCAUGUAGGAAAACUGUAGAUAGCAUGUAUUUGCCCUAAAGACAUUUCAGUUUGCCCCUAAAACAUUUUGAUGAGCAGGAUUUACCACUCAUUUAUUACACCAAAGGCAAAAUCCACCAAACCUUUUGACAAUUUUCACAUCCAAAAAAGUUAAGGAAAUUUUAUAACAAUUUGUGUCUAUGUUGAAACAUGGAAAACUCAGGAUUCUAUAUUAAUUUUGUUUACAUUAACCCAUUUUUUGACAGGCCAGAUGAACAAUUUGGCGUCGUCAUGAAGAUUCUCCUGUCCCAUGAGAAAAAUGAUGCUGCCAAUAGAGCACAUAUGUAUGUACCUAGGAUAUGCACACUCCUAUGGCAAAGUUUGAGGGGGUGGGCUGCACUGACCAUGACCAAUACAAUUUCUAUCCAGAGGAAGUAUAACUCAGCUUAAUGCCUCAGGGGCAUAACAUGAUUAUGUCAUCAAAUCAAUUAUUCAAUUUCAUAUGUUAAAGACUGAUUGAGAAUGGACCAAUAUUGUGUCUACUUCAGCAAACCCCAGGGGCCAUGUGUCUCCUAGUGUCUCCUUAAGUCCUAAUCUCCUAACAAAAGGUUCUUCAAGAUCAAGGGGAAUCUUUGUGAGGUGUUUUAGAAAAGUGACCUUUACACUUUACGUGUGGAAUGUGACCUGCACAUGAGACCUGGCCCACUAACAACAAGUCCCUAAAUCUUUACUUAUUAUGGGUUUCAGCUUACCUUGAAAAGAACAGCAUCAGUAAGAGACUACAUAAAAUUAAUGUUGAUUUAAUGGAAAUAUAAAAUGCUUCCCUUACCUAUUUUUGCAAAAUCCCACAGGCGAGAAUUUACUUUCACCCCAUUACAUGAAGACAAUCCUUACUGUCCUGUAAAACUUGGGUUCUUGCUUCUGGCAAGGAGGGGUGUCUUUAACAUCAACCCAGUGGAUGCCUGGAGGAAAAAAGAGUUCACUUUUAAAGAGGAGGCUAAGCAGUGGCCACUGUUUUGUGAGGCCGACUGCUCCACUAAAACGUUAACGGUUAGUGACAUGUACAGUUCUGUAAUACCUGUUAGGGGAAAGGUUCUGCUUUUAAGGGCAACUUCACCAUGAAUACUUCUUUUUUUGAGAAAGUUUUGAGAAAGUCAUGCAACUAUACUGUUUAUGUACCUUUUUUUCUUCUUUUUUACUAUUUGGAAAUACACAUAUGACGAAUUGCACAUUUCUCAACAAUAGAGCUUAUGGGAUUGUGUUAAUUUUUAAAUUACAGCCCAGUUCCAAUAAUAUAAUCCUAUAGCAUACAAAAGCAGUGUUCUCUUCUUGGUAACCGGUAAAAUUUACUGUCUGGAACACUGAACACUUCUUACCGCCUGAAACCGCUUGAAGGUUUACUAAAAUAAAAUGAAUUGUUUUAAAAAAUACACGAGUUGUGCAUGAUCCCAUCCGAUCAAGGAAAUGAAUGAAUUUAUCGACGUGUACUAAAGUAUACACAGCUUUCUUUUUAUGGGCCAUGCAUUUUGGAAAUAGUGCAUUGAAGAGUCUCAUUUAAAUACCUUAGUUGACAAAAAAUCUAUUGUACCCGACUAAACGUAUGUUUUUCCUUAAUUUUACUUCCUUACUGCAAAGUCUCUUGAAUCGAAGAUUUAAAGUGUCGCUACACGUGGCCAUGUCCCUCACUCCGUUGUCCCCCUCCCCCCAGGAAAGUCCACCUCUGUAGCAUAUUUUUUCUCUUGGCAGCCAUAAAUAACCCUUAAUCUGCCUAGCUAUAAUUCAGGGAGAACACUGCAAACGUACUGAAUUAAAGUAUUCACUUGCAGACAAAGCCACUGAAUAACAGCCAACUUGGCCGUCUAGUGAAGACUUCUAUCCAAGCUGCAGGAUUUAAUGCAGAAGACCUCUCACACAGGUCUUACAGAUCGGUGAGGAUUAAUGAUGUAAUUUAGAGUUGUUCAUGUGAAAGGCCGGUCCGGUCAUCCAAGCUGUUGAGGGCAAUUAUUGAUAAUGAACUCUGGUUAUUUUUAGGGAUUUGCUACCAGGUUUAUUAUUGCCACGGCAAUAGAAAAUGGUGGCCGGUUCGAGGAUCACCAUGUGGACCACCUUAAACGGCUUGGGGGGUGGUCCCAGAAGUCCUCUGUUGUACAUUUGUACAUAAAGAAAGUGCUUGAAGAUUACAGCGAUUCGGCUGGAUUGCUUAUUCCAGGUGAGGAAUAUUGGGGUAUUGAUGAUAACACUUAAUUUAUUCAGCAGCUUCACUGGAAUCCUUCUGUAGAGACAGGGAUGAGUAACCGAACCCUGUGAUCCCUCCUAUUUUACUGCUGCUCUUUGGUCGAUAAAAAACACCUUAUCCUAAGAAUUCCUAUAUAUUUGGCAUACUGCAGUUCAGAGGACAAGGCUCCCUUCCCGUUCUUUUUAAAGCAUGUUAUUUGCUGUAAAAAAAAAUAUAUAUAUAUAUCAACAUCAUUCUUAAUUUAAAGCAGAGCGCACAUUACAGAAAGAACAACAUGCAAAUACUCACUAUGAUGUCGAGAUGUCUCAUCUUGGUUUUGCAAAACUGACUCGAAUUCUUUGCACUUCAUCUGGAGAGAUCAUCUAUGACUAUGUAAACACACAAAACAAUUAUCAAUACUUAUGCAAGUUAUGUAGUCUUAAAAAAAUAUUCCCAACAUGAACCUUAUAUGGGCAUAACUAACAAUUUUCCGCAUCAUUUUCAAGGCCUGCGAACUGAGGAGGAGAGGGAGGACCGCCUCAAAAAUUUGCCAUCUGCCUAUAAUUUUCGCCUUCAGAGCCCAGCAAAGAACAUUACAACGGAAACAGAUGCACAAGACCUAUUCCCUGAGGAAUAUCAAGCCUUUCUCAAUGCUUAUGGGCCUCUACAAAAGGCUAAGAGUAUGUUCAGCAUCCAAGUACAUCUACUUAAUUUACUUGUUAAUGCAAUUAUAAGUCACAGUUAUCAAUAUGUAAGUGAACUUUUUAUUCUGACCUUUGAGAAUGUAGCUGACUCUCAUAUACUAUGCGUGACAACAUACUGCUUGAGAUGCUACCAAUAUUAAUAAUGAUAAGCAUCACUUUCCAUCAGGUGUUAUAUUGAUCCUAAAAAUAAGGUGAAAUCAUUAUUACAAGUAAAAACAAUAUAACUUGAUGCUUUCAAAAAAAAUAAAUGUCUAUGUGCUCUGGAAAUGGAUUUUGUUCCAAUUUUUUUUUCUUGAUUACACUCAGGUCGUAAUUCGAUGAUGAAACUGACGGUAAAAACAAGUUUUAGCCACUGUAACCAGAACUGCAGCUUGAUCUAAAAAGGGAUGUUUGAAAUAAAUAGUGUCAAAGUACUCAUAAUUAGGCAAAGAAACAACUUGACAGCAACAGAUGUAGUUAGAUGGAAACUUUUUUACAAUAACAUUCAAGCCCUGGGAUUUCAAUUCCCAUGGAAAGCCAUAAGUAACAAAUUUUUGGGUUCCAUGAAAAUUUAUGGGAACCCAUCCCGUAAAUGUUUUAAAUGUUUCAAAGUCAUGUACUUUUUCCUGGCACUGGAAGCCAUAAACUAGUUAUUAUGUAAAAUGCUUUCUGGGAAUGAUUCAAGACGGAGCUACUCUGAGAUGCUAAACAUUUCAGUUUCGUAUAUGACACGCAACUAAGGAAUUGCCUUAGCAGUUAAGUAUCUGUGUGGAAAAAUAUACAAUUCCUGUCAAUGAAUUCCUAUGGCUGAUAAUUUAUCAACAAUUUAAUAUUAUCUUCUAUACAUGAUGCAGCGUACCUUCUAAAACCUCCUGCACAUCCGUUUGAUAAUUACCCAUUAAUGAACGAGGCUGAGUAUCUUAUGAAGAAUUAUGGAGAUUGAGGAGAGUGUUAUCUGUCGAGGCCAAAGGCCGAUGGGGAUAACACCACGAAAGCUGAAUUCGAUAAUUGGUUUACUACUCAUUCAAGAUAAUACCUAGUUUAAAAGGAUUACUAAAACAAGCUUACCUGCAUCGGUGUUAAGUUCAUCUUCCAUAGAUUAUGUUUUGGUCUGUCCAGCGCCGCAAUUUAAUAUUCUCCAAAUAGCAGAUGUUGCCGUCUGACUUCUCUUCUUGCUGUUUUUGCUGUUUAUAGCCAGUAUUUCGUCUAGUUCCAGCUGUAGUUCUUACUCUUGAAACGAGUGAAGUGGCCGCCAUUUUAGUUUUUAAAACAAAACCAACUCAAUCACGUCCCCAGGUCGUCUCAGUUAAUGGUGCAUUAACCUGUAGAAGGCUGCAUUUUUUAUGUCAAUUCUUCGUUAAACACAAAAUUCUUCCAAAUUUGGUCAUCAGUAACUGGUUAUGGUGAAUUAUGUGUGUGCUUUUAGACAAUCAGAAUUGGGGAAAUACUUUGAAUGAAUAAUAAAUGAUUAUAAUGUAUUACAACAAUAACAAGUCCAUUUUUACAACAGAUGAAAAUCCUUCUGAUGUGAAGAAAAUUGCAAGCGUGAAAAGAAAUGCAGUCCGAGAAUUCUGCAAAAAAAAGAAUAUGGAACAACAUGAGAAGCGCCUGGAACUGCCUCCCACUCCUCCCAAACCGGUAACUUAAUUAGGAUAAUAUUAUUAAAGUCAGCUCACAAAAUGUAUAGGAACAACAUUUCCAUUGAAAUAUAAUGAUACAAGUAACAGCUUCAGUUUGAGUUACUGAUAUGCUUCUAUCACAUUAUUAAAUUACAAAUUAGAUCAUUGCAUGAGUCAGUUCAGUUCUUUUUCCGAUCAAUUACAUGUAAUUCAAUUACAGGAAACAACCAGACGCAUUGAUGUAAUAGAUGUACUCACAACUUGGGAAGGAGAGAGCCUGCCUGUCCACCUGGACACCAGAUCUAGGUGGAUUCCCCCUGAAGGAGACAGUUAUCCAGAACAGUUUAACUGCCCCUUCAGGGGAUGUGAGAGCACCUUCGCCAGUGCUGAUGAGUGUGACAAUCAUGUCACACUCAUCCAGCAUUCCAAACAGAAAGUUGGAAAUGACAAGAACUGGAUUUGUAGAGGUACACAUGUUUCAGAAAUUGCAAUGCAAUCUGGGUGUUAUUUUAUCUCAUACAAUGUAUUAUGAAUAGGGCUCAAAAAUAUCCCUAUUAUACUGGCAUAUCUUUAAUAUCAUAUCUUUUAAUUAUUGACUAACCUAGCAGAGAGGGGAUAAGUGAAAGAGAAGAAGGAUGUAACAUACGGAUGCGGACAUUAAGCAGCAAAGAGUAGUAAGGGUGGUGUGAACGGGGCAAGAGUUGGAGUGGUGGGGGGGGUUAGAUGACGGCAUGAAUGUGAUUAUGUUAAGUACUACCUUCUUAAGGGGGCUAUUUAUCGAGGGAGGUUAUUAAUUGAGGGACAGCUAUUAUUCAAGGAAAUAUGGUUAAGUCCAGUCGGCAUUAAUUUUGCCACUCGUCAAAUAAAUUGUUAUUCCUUUUCUUCUUUUACUUGUAGCUGACCAGAAAAGCUUCCAUUCGUUGGAUUGCCUCAGGGCACACAUAAACAAGUGCCACUUACCAAAAAGGUUUCAUUGUGACAGGUGCCACUACAAGACAAAUCAGACAGGGCAUCUCAAGCGGCACAGGACAAAUGUUCAUGGUUUAAGUGACCACCUAGAAAUAAAAAAGUGGAGGCAUGAGCAGUAA